ACCUUAUGGAGCGGUACCGGUACCGGUAGCUAGUCUAGUAGUAUUUGACCCAUAUUUAAAUAUGCAACACCAGGAUUUUUAGCCCCCCCAAGUCAGCGACGAAACAGCAGGCAUUCUUCGAUCACAACAAUCCAAAAACGGCAAGCAACCUCGACAAUGGGAUUUUUCCUGCUACGGUAGCUAGCUAGCCUUAGUAUUGAAUUGUUGACAACUUUAACAAGGGAUUCUGUUGAUUGCUAGCUAGCUAACAUGCCGGCCGUAGACGUGGCGUCGGAUGAGAUGAGUGAGAACACGACGCAAUCGGCUACCCAAGAUCCAAAGGCCAUCCAAGAAUCAGCGUCGAGAUCGCUAAGCACCAAUGGCUCUUCGUCGGAUCAUUCAAAUGGGGACGACAACGAGGAAGAUGAAGAGAUGGCAGUAGAUACUGAUAACGGUGACGACGAAGAGCUGGUCUUGAGGGAAACUGAACGGGGUGCAUCAGCUCAACAAGAACCAGCAAAGCACAAUGCCAUCGAUCCGACAGGCAUCAGUAGUUCCAGCAUCCAGGAAGACGAAGAUAAUGCUGAUAAUAUGUUUCCCUCGCAGGAAGAGGAGAUAAUCGAUCCUGUGGAAAACAGUGAAAUACCGGAACAGACUGAGCAAGGUGAUGCAGCCGAGCAAGACGCAGAGGAAAAUCCAAACAGCAUCUUGACACCUGGCAGUCCCAACACGACAGAACACCAGGAUAAUACGAGUACUCCCACACAAGUACAAGAAGAGCAACAGGAACAACAGCAAUCAAUGGCUGAUUCACGGCAACAAGACGAAGAAGAGGAUCAUCCAAAUCUAAAUGGUAUCUUGGUUUCCGACAGUCCCAACAGCAGGGAUGACCAAGAGAAUGUUCCCACAGGGUUCGCACGAGUGCAACAAGAGCCAGAACAACUAAUAGAGCCAUCAAUGGCGGAACCACAACAAGAAGACCAAGAAGGGGAAAAUGGUAUAUUGGUUGCUGACAGUCCCAACGGCGGGGAUGACCAAGAGAAUCCUCCCACGCAAGAGCAAAUAGAGCAAUCAAUGGCUCAACCACAAAAAGAAGAAGGGGAAAAUGGUAUCUUGGUUUCUGGCAACAGCAGGGAUGACCAAGAAAGUACUCUCACAGGGGCAACACGAGUGCAACAAGAGCCAGAACAAAUAGAGCAAUCAAUGGUGGAACCACAACAAGACAACGAAGAAGGGGAAAAUCCAAACGGUAUCUUGACAGCUGGCAGCAGUCCCAACUCAACAGAACAUCAGGAGAAUCUUCUCGCGCAAGAAGAAGAGCCAGAAGAAGAUCAAGAACAAUCGAUGACUGAACCACAGCAACAGCAAGAGGAAAUUAGUACCAGACAAAUUAGCAGGUCUCCAGCUCGAUCGAUUGUCUCCUCCAUUGUCAUUCGGCAAACGGAAGAAACCCUCCAGGCUCUUCAAGCCAGUCUGGAACAGUCAUCGACGGAGUUGCUACGGACAUUGGGGAAUCAUUUGUCGCAAUUGCCAUAUUCACCAGCAAGCAAUGGGCGUCCCGUUGGAGGAUUCAGUCUCCCAGCAUCUGCCAUUGGAUGGUUGGCAUCGUCUCGUCCUCCAGGAACCUCUCUCGACGCCCUCCUCCCGAGGCUCACGCACCUGCGAGUCACGGCUGCGCAACAAUGGCCAGCCAAAAUCAAGGCCGCCCCGGCACAGCAACGACAACAACAACAACGGCACCAGCAACCACAACGAUACUUUGAUUCACUCCAGUCCUUCCACAGAUUGCGAUACAGUCCCACUGUAGAUCCCAGCGUUUUUCCAAAUUUGCAAGUUUUGUUGCUCGAUCAAGUACCACCCGAUUGGGUGGUUCGGCUUUCGUCCUUGUCGUCGACCUUGCAAGUACUCAGAGUUGAACGAGCGUGUUUCUAUGACUUGGACACUUUCUUGUUUGGAUCCAACCGUGCUAUGUCAUAUGACAACGAAGUAGACGACGAUUGGGAACAUGUUCAAGUGGAAUACCAUCAGCUGACUCACCUCAAAUUGUCCCAUUGCAAUUUGGGAGAAAUGACCAGGGGCUUGGCGCGACAAAGAAGACGCGAUAAUAGUAACGGGGGAGCAACAAUCCAACACUCGCCGGACGUCAGUCAGAGUCUGCCGUUGGCUCGCAUGCCCAAACUGCAGUCGCUCAGUCUCUCCCAUAACGAGAUACGAUCCGAAGAAGCUGCAUUGGCCACUGGGAUUUCCCAUGCCUCCCAUCUAUCCACCUUUGAUUUGAGUUACAAUCAAAUUACGUCCUUGGCCCAUGCACCGCGAUAUUUGGGAAAUCUACAAACCUUGAUUUUGACGGGAAAUAAGAUCGAGUCGGCAAAAGGAAUUGACCGUCUCUAUGGAUUACAGACCCUGGCAUUGGAUCACAACUGCAUUCGAGAUUGGAUCCAUGUGGCCGGGUUGGCGCGAUUGCCGGAAUUGCAAGUCCUGAAAUUAAAGGGAAAUCCUUGUAUGGAGACUGCCGCCCGACAAAAGCACGCUCGGGUCAUGCUGUUGGACUUGUUUAGAGAGCAACGUCUUGUGAUGGAUCAGACAACGACCUUUCGGCAACUAGAUGCUGUCCUGCCUGUCAUUGAUGAGAAACCAGUCAGUUCCAGAGAAUUGAAGGCCCUUCAGCAACGGGCCUUUCGCAUGGUAGCCCCACGGGCUGCAGCACCUACACGACGGGAGGGCACUGCCCUGGUUCCUCCUGCCGCUGGUAUCGUCCAAGAAGAGGGACCGGCAAACAGCAACAAUGCUAGUGAAGGUGACAAGCAAGAAUUGGAUCAGAACAGGCCUCCUGCUCCAGAAGCAGCAACAUCCACAAAAGUGUCAAUAGUCAAGGGUCGAAGGGGAGCGAGAAAGAGGCGUAAGGCCUCCAAAGCUGUGAUCGAAGAUGAACCGUACGCGAAUGCUAGAUCUGCAACGAGGGCAUCUGCCGCCCAUGGGACGUCACGAUUACAACAGUCAUCCACGCCAGAACAACCCGCAGGGACUUGCUCAGACGAGAAAAAGGAAGAGGCCGCAAUGAAGAUUCGUUCCUCGCUGGACAGUUCAGGGUUGCAAAGCGAAAUGAAAUCAUCGGGUCUCAAGCUAUCCUUCUCCAUCACUGACGUUCUUUUGUCCCUUGAUCCGGCACCAAGAGGCAAAGAAACGACAGAGGUCGACGCCUUGGAAAGGGAACCUUCCGAGGCCGACAAGAACGGAGAUGUGGCAGACCCGGAGGAGGCGACGGCAUCGGUUAACGGAAAAGGGUCAAACGUAGGAUUGAAAUACGCAGAAUUUGAUUGGCCAGAGCCGUUACCCUACGUUCCAAAAGAAAACUUGUACCCAGAGUUUGAAUGGAAGGUACAAACAACCAUUAGCUUGAGCGAGGAGGCAGGGAAUCGGAAAGCCAAAGCCAAAAAGAAAAAGGGAAAAGCAUCUCGCUCCCAACAGGUCAACCGCAAGAAGCCUCCAGCCAUGAGCACAUCGGGCAGUGCUAUGGACGAUGCGGCAAACAAGAAGAAGAAGAGCAAGACCAAGAAGAAGAAGAAGAAGCCGCCAAACACUGCUUCGCAAAAGCAAUCGCCUGGAGGUGUGGCAGCCGAAACUGCAAAUGGAACAUCUGAAGGCGUCGGGCAACGGGGCGUAAAGAAGCCUCCUCCGGCGAACGAGGUGGCCAGCGUAAACCUGGACGAGGGCGGAACUGUCAGUGGUUCCGUGCCCAAGAGCCCGAACCGGUCUCCGACGACCGAUGUCGCGAGCCGUACAUCGCUAACACUGCGGCGGUCUGUAUCUUCGGAUGACGAUGAUGACGUCGACGCAGGUGCAACGCCCAGUGGAGCUCAAGGAGCGUCCUUUCCCGCCUCAGUUAUGGAUGGAUUCGAUGACGCUACCUACAGUAGCAUGGGAACAAACAGGAGUGGUGCAACCAAGAGUCUCAAAGGACCCAGUCGCCAAGACACGUUCCAUUUGGCAGAGGUCAAGAGCAAAUUCUUGGGAAUGGAACAGGAACGCAAUUUGAAGGUUGAAGACAACUUGGAGUCCUACUUCAAGAACUUCGUGUUCCCUGAUUUUGUACCCAAUCUUGACUCUGACCAACUCGGCGCAGACGUUGACACCUGGCAGUCGGUAUUCUUUCGUUAUCCUCGCAUCCAAUUGUUUCCGAAAGACCGUGACUUGCGCGAGAAGUCGGUCAAGAAAGGAUCAUCUGCGUCGGUUCAGCUUCCGACAAACCGAAUCGGAGAAGAGCAAAAAGAGCGGUUUGUGAAAGUUUGGAAGGAGGACAUUGUAGCGUGUGGUAAGCCUGCACUUCGUAGACUGAAACCAAACCGCACGGCGCACUUUGGCUUUCAUGGAGAGCUUUCUUGGCUAGACGGAAAGGUCCAGACCGUUUCAGAAUGUCGACAAGUUAUUCUGUGCCUCUCGAGUACAUCUUUUUACAUCAUUCUGGACAACGACAGUCUUACAGCAAAGGAACAGAAACCGUCGAAUGCAACAGACGCCAGAGUGGCGUCGCCGUCCACAGGGAACCAAGACGCCUUGGAGCUGAGUCCAACUAAGGCCCGCCCGCGAGGACGGUUCCCGUCGCCGCUGCCUGCCGAGGCGGUUUUCUCUCAAGCGAUGUGGCCGCACGCUGUGGCUUGCCAUCCGCUCAGUGACAUUCAAGGGAUUACCAUUGGGUUUGGCUUUCAACGAAUGACACUACGUGUAAGAAACCCGGCCUAUCCGAGUGCUGUUGAUUACACAUACGCUCUGUUGACCUCCAACAAAAUGAAAACAGUGGAAGUGCUGCGUGGGUUUCAGGGCCUGGUGAAGGAAGCGACCCUAGAAAUGGAUCGAGCGCUGACGGAAGAGGCGAUCAAAAUCGACAACGACGAUCGAUUAUUCUUGGAUGGACUUGCCAAAGCCGUUGCCCCAGAUCCUCAGGUUGGCCCCCCCGAGCCGGUGGGUGCCGUCCUCCACUACCAGAUUCUCAAGCAGAGAUGGAAACAUGGGCAGCGCGGAGCCGUCAAGAGAAUAUGUGUUGUGACAGAUCGAAAGAUUUAUCUAUUGGAUGAGGAAUACGAGGGAGACGGAUCAGUGUCUGUGAAUUCCAGGAGCGGCCAACGGCUUGGCACUCCAUCGUUCCGUUUGAUCGAUUCUGCUGACCUUCAACAAGUGGCAGAAAUCAAGGCUGCUGAUGCUGACCCGAACGCAACAACUAUCAUAAUCCGACCCAUUGAAACAUUCGGUCGCACUCAUCGUUGGCGCUUGCUGUGUCGCGACCGCAGUGGAGCUGAAAAGCUCGUGGAAGAUGUGAGAAAGGGUUUGGCCUUGAUCGACUAAAUGGGCGACACUUGAACGCGACAAUCAUGGUGGUGCGCCCAUCUUGCUCCGGUUGAUCGGUGGUGCCGUAAUCGAUCUCCACUGAGCAGGCAGCAAAAAUGAGAGAUGCAAGGCUCCCAAUAGCAAGAGCAUUUCCACAGGGUACCGGUAGCGUUGCUUGAACUUUGAGGCCGCAUGGUUGGUACAGGUACCGCGACAUAUUGGUAUGAAAAGCGGACCUAUCUUGCAGUAGUUUAGGGUUGACAUAGUACAGAAAAUAAAUAGCAACGAAGUGCCAACUGUAGUGUCUACUACCAGCAGCAUGACUUUGAUGGAGGAGCCCUUUUCCUUCAUUGAAAAUGGUUCUGCAGCUAACCUUCAAGAUCUAUCUUGGGAUCUAGCUACUAGCUAGGGUGGUCACACCAAGAAUAGUGCGGCAUUUGAGGCGUGACUUCUCGACUAAGACUCAGCAUGUGGGCAUGCAAGCAACAUUGGCAAGACGAUUCACAUUAUCAAGAGCACAAGGCUGACAAAAUUAUAGUAUAGACAACCAUUAAAUCAGAACAGCCACUUGGAUUAUCUACAACGACAACUACAUGUGCAUCACAGGUUCUCUGUGAGG
Messenger RNA from Seminavis robusta, 5920 nucleotides. The record is from the annotation of a GenBank genome assembly. NCBI's taxonomy places the organism in Eukaryota, Bacillariophyta, Bacillariophyceae, Naviculales, Naviculaceae.